This is a messenger RNA of Argiope bruennichi, 1464 nucleotides long. RefSeq names its product flavin-containing monooxygenase 5-like. Gene Ontology annotation, molecular function: flavin adenine dinucleotide binding; NADP binding; N,N-dimethylaniline monooxygenase activity. The transcript is spliced from 3 exons. The record is from RefSeq and is a predicted model, not a curated record. The coding region runs from base 1 to 1464 and encodes 487 amino acids. Lineage: Eukaryota; Metazoa; Arthropoda; Arachnida; Araneae; Araneidae.
AUGAAGAAAACUGUUGCUGUAAUUGGAGCAGGAAGCAGCGGGAUUUCUGCAAUCAAAGUUUGCAAAGAAGAAGGGAUUGAUGUGGUGUGUUACGAGAAAACCAAUCGAAUUGGCGGGUUGUGGAACUAUGCAGGUGGCCAGAACGAAGGCGCUACAGUCAUGAAAUCCACCGUCAUCAACUCUCACAAAGAGAUGAGUGCAUUCAGCGACUUUCCACCUCCGAGUCAUUUUCCGAACUACAUGCACAACUCGCAAGUUCAGCAAUACUUCCUCAUGUAUGCCGAGAAUUUUGAGUUACUUCCCCACAUACGUUAUAACCACGACGUUGUCUGCGUAUCUAAGUCUAGUGAUUAUGAAGAAACAGGCCGGUGGAAAGUAGUGUUCAAAAUCCUUCCAGACGAAAAAGAAUUCGAGCAAAUCUUUGAUGGUGUCAUGCUGUGCAAUGGACACCACGCAUGUCCGAGGAUGCCGCAAUUUCCAGGGCAGAGCGAUUUCUUGGGACCCGUAAUCCAUUCCCAAUCCUUAAAAGUUCCAGACGAUUUCAAAGAUCUUAAUGUUCUUGUUGUUGGCAUCGGGAAUUCUGGAGUGGAUGCUGCAGUGGAGCUAAGCAACGUCGCCAAACAGGUUUACCUUAGCACUAGAACAGGAUCAUGGAUCUUCGCACGAUGUGGACCUUUCGGAUUACCGUGCGAUGUGUUACUGAACAACCGCGUUUUCAGCUUUGCUCACAAGCUUUUCGGCUGGAGAAUCUCGAGCUGGUUUGUGGAAAAAUUAUUUUUGGAAAAUAAGUUCGAUCAUUCUUUUUACGGACUGAAACCGAAGUGUCACGUUCUGAGUCAACACCCAACAAUCAAUGACAGUUUACCGACUAAAAUACUGGAGGGAAGAAUCAUCAUCAAAGGGGAUGUCGAAUCCUUUUCAAAGAAUGGUGCCACGUUCCGAGGUGAAUCUUCUGUGACUCCAGUAGAUGCUGUUAUAUUUGCAACGGGAUACAACAUGCAGUUUCCUUUCAUGAAAGAAUCGAUCCUGAAUUCGACCAACAAUGAGUUAGAGCUGUAUAAACUAACCUUUUCACCCGAUCUGCAGCAUCCAACUCUUGCAGUUAUCGGUCUAGUGCAAGUGUUUGGCUCCCACUUCCCCAUCGAAGAGGCCCAAAGUCGGUGGUUUGCGCAGUUGAUGAAUGGAAAAGUCGUCUUGCCUGAUCGCAAGGAGAUGAAAAAGGAAAUUUCUCGAAGAAGAAAGGCCAUGGAUGUGAGAUUUGUUGAUUCUGCGAGGCACACUGUUGAGGUCGAUUUUAUUCAUUUCAUGGACGACAUUACCCGAGAAUACGGCGCAACUCCUAAUAUGCGGAAGUUGUUGUUGACCGAUCCAAAAUUAUUUUUUGCAUGCCUAGUGGGACCCGGAUUACCUUACCAGAUUCGAGACAAACUGGGAGCAGGCAUUCAACUGCAUUCAAUAGAAUAA